UUGAAUCUAUUUUUACCAAAACAAUAAUUUAUUUUGUACUGUGUUUGUUUAAAGUAACAAUUAUUAAGUUUUUAUACGUCUUUUUAGUUUUUCUAAUACAAGAAGAACAUCACACGCCAAAAAUGGAUUCAUUUCAAGCUAAGAAACAAAAAACUGAAGAUUUGGAAGUUACUGGUGUUUCCAGGAGCGGCAGGGUUCGCAAGAAGUCGUCGAAGCUGAUGGAUUUCGAGUCCCCCGAUGAAAUAGAAAGACAAUACAACAAACGUUCAGUGGCAACUCCAAAGAAAGCUGAGCCCGUUGAACUUCCCAAGAAACAAUCAAAAUUUGAUGACAUGUACGACGACAAUUACGACAGCGAUUCGGACUAUAGUGAGUACGAACAACCGGCGAACACGACAGACACAAGCAUAGAUGAUUCGGUAGGAUCGGACAGCGAGUUUGACGACAACGAUGGCGGAGGUUUCAAGAGAUUGGACACAGAUUCGUCCAAAAAAAAGCUUGUGAUCAAAGACGGACGAAUCGUUAAACAAGACAAACUCAAAACUACCCCCAAACUGGUCACAAAGAAGAAUUCUUCAUCAAAAAUCUCACCGGGUUCUUUGGGCACGUAUCAAGUGGGCGGUACUUACGACAACGUUAAUGUGUCGCCUUCUAGUCCAAAGGCUAAAGAUGGGAAUUUUAAAGGCAAUGGGAUUAAACCUAUUGACGUAGCAGCUCAUUUAAAAUUACUGGGAGAAAGUUUAACGAUUAUUGGAGAACGAUUAAAAGAACACGAAGGCCAAAUAGCCGUGUCGGGUAGUUUAUCAGUAUUACUGGACUCCUUACUGUGUGCUCUAGGACCUCUACUGUGCUUGACACAGCAAAUUCCAGAACUUCAGGAGAAUUGUUGCAGUCCUGAACAACUCAUGAACACACUGGAUAAUGUGGCAUUCAUAAUGCCUGGGCUAUAAAUAUUUAUUAGUUAAGCAAAAAGAAAGUAGUUUAAAAUCUUUAUUAUCUAUAAUUUUAUAACAGUGUUAACAAUGUAAUAUAAGUUUUCAUAAGUUCUGUAUUAAUUUAAACUUUUAUCUAUUAAAAUUCUAUGUUCAUAAA
This is a messenger RNA of Aethina tumida (small hive beetle), 1092 nucleotides long. Its product is annotated as HMG box-containing protein 4. The coding region runs from base 123 to 950 and encodes 275 amino acids. The transcript has 5 exons. The record is from RefSeq and is a predicted model, not a curated record. NCBI's taxonomy places the organism in Eukaryota, Metazoa, Arthropoda, Insecta, Coleoptera, Nitidulidae.